AUGCCCCCCUCUGAAAUCGACGCCAUCUUCGCCUCCAAACGCACGCCCGCCCCCACACACCCGUCCCCCUCCACCUCCACCUCCACCUCCACCUCCAAAAAACCAAAACGUCCCCCAAAGCGCAAGCGUGGUCCCGCGGCUCAGUCCGACCCCGAAGAUGAUGCGUCGUCGCUCAAAAAACAUCGCCAUCCAGAGACUGUCCUCGACCCUUCCAUCCCUGUGACCCCCGUGCCGUCGAAGCAAAGCCGUAAGUCCAACCCCCGGCCGCCUUCUGACAGCGGCCCCGCAAGAAAGAAGGGCAGGCUCGCAACAGACGAUGUGGAGCGUUUCCGCGAUUCUAGAGGCACCGGCCCUAGGCGAAAGACCGAGGAGGGCUUUGCCAUAUACAAAGAGGACGAACUCGGCAUCAACGACCAGGGCGGCGAUACUCCCCUUUGUCCAUUCGACUGCCAAUGUUGUGAGUCUCAUGCGUGCUUCUCGUUCGCUGCAUACCAAUCAUUCGGUCCAGGUUUUUGA
Messenger RNA from Fibroporia radiculosa, 516 nucleotides. RefSeq lists its product as uncharacterized. The transcript is spliced from 3 exons. Bases 1 to 516 code for a protein of 171 amino acids. The record is from RefSeq and is a predicted model, not a curated record. NCBI's taxonomy places the organism in Eukaryota, Fungi, Basidiomycota, Agaricomycetes, Polyporales, Fibroporiaceae.